Lichtheimia ornata is the source of this 1443-nucleotide messenger RNA. RefSeq names its product adenylosuccinate lyase. The record is from RefSeq and is a predicted model, not a curated record. The transcript is spliced from 4 exons. Gene Ontology annotation, molecular function: (S)-2-(5-amino-1-(5-phospho-D-ribosyl)imidazole-4-carboxamido) succinate lyase (fumarate-forming) activity; N6-(1,2-dicarboxyethyl)AMP AMP-lyase (fumarate-forming) activity. The coding region runs from base 1 to 1443 and encodes 480 amino acids. Gene Ontology annotation, biological process: 'de novo' AMP biosynthetic process. Gene Ontology annotation, cellular component: cytosol. Lineage: Eukaryota; Fungi; Mucoromycota; Mucoromycetes; Mucorales; Lichtheimiaceae.
AUGUCGCACGAUAAGUAUCAGUCGCCGUUGACUUCGCGUUAUGCCUCCAAGGAGAUGGCUUACAACUUCUCCGAAGACAAGCGUUACUCUACUUGGCGUAAACUUUGGCUCAACCUUGCUAUCGCUGAACAACGCCUCGGUCUCACCGACAUUACCGACAAGGCCAUUGAGGAAAUGCGCGCCAACAUUGACAACAUUGACUAUGAAGUUGCUGCUGCCGAAGAAAAGAAGCGUCGUCACGACGUUAUGGCUCACGUCCACGCCUUUGGUCAAGUGGCUCCUGCUGCAGCUGGUAUCAUUCACUUGGGUGCUACUUCUUGCUAUGUCACUGACAAUGGUGAUUUGAUCAUUUUACGCGAUGCAUAUGACAUUGUCAUCAGAAAGUUGGUGCACGUGAUUGAUAUCUUGAGUCAAUUUGCAAAGGCCUAUCGCGACUUGCCUACCCUUGGCUUCACUCAUUUCCAACCUGCUCAACUUGUCACUGUUGGCAAGCGUGCCACAUUGUGGAUCCAAGAACUCUUGUGGGAUUUGCGUAACUUUGAACGUGCUCGUAACGAUCUCAAACUCCGCGGUGUCAAGGGUACCACUGGUACUCAAGCUUCUUUUAUGGCUCUUUUCAAUGGUGAUCAUGACAAGAUCGAGCAAUUGGAUCAACUUGUGACCGAGCUCUCUGGUUUCAAGGAAGCCUAUCCCGUCUGUGGUCAAACCUAUUCCCGCAAGAUCGACAUUGAUGUCCUUCAUCCUUUGUCUGGCUUCGGUGCUACUGCUCACAAGAUGGCCACUGAUAUCCGUCUCUUGGCCAACUUGAAGGAAAUUGAGGAGCCCUUUGAAAAGGAUCAAAUCGGCAGCUCGGCUAUGGCUUACAAGCGUAACCCUAUGCGUUCGGAACGUGCUUGCUCUCUUUCUCGUCACUUGAUGAUGCUUGUCAACGAUGCUCUUCAAACCAGCGCUGUCCAAUGGCUCGAACGUACUCUCGAUGAUAGUGCCAUUCGUCGUAUUUCGCUUCCUGAAGCUUUCCUCACCACUGAUAUCUUGUUGACUUUGCUUCAAAACAUUUGCGAAGGCAUGGUGGUCUAUCCCAAGGUCAUUGAACGCCGCAUCAAGCAAGAGUUGCCUUUCAUGGCUACUGAAAACAUCAUCAUGGCUAUGGUCAAGAAGGGUGGUGAUCGUCAAGAAUGCCACGAACAAAUCCGUGUCUUGUCGCACGAAGCUGCCCACGUUGUCAAAAUGGAAGGUGGCGAAAACGAUCUCAUUGAACGUAUCAAGAAGACCGAAUACUUUAAGCCUAUCUGGGAUGAGCUUCCCAAGCUUUUGGAUCCUUCCACCUUCAUUGGUCGUGCUCCUGAGCAAGUUGACAACUUUAUCACCAAGCAUGUUGAGCCAGCUCUUGCUCCCUAUAGCGAUGUUCUCAAGGAACGUACCAAGGCUGAACUCUCUGUUUAA